ACACACACACACACACACUUUUUCACACUUCUCUAUUUCUCAUUCCGUUUCCUCAUGGUCUCGUUACGCUUAUAUUCCCGAUGUAAACGGAAUAUUUUAGUUACGCAGAAGAAUAACAGCACGAAGAGCCGCACGACCUAACUACACUACACGUCCGCUGGAAAUAUCGUUCUGAGAGAGAGAAGCAAGCCGAACCACAUCGGAAACUAUAACCAAAAAUAAAACAUACAAACAUAUAUAUAUUUAUAUAAAUAAAACAGAAAAACAAAAGCAAAAAAAAAAAACAGAAAUAUAUAACUGAAAAAGAAAACAAAAUUAAUAUAUAUUUUUUUUACAAAAUAGACAUAAGAAGAAAAAAUCCAAACCAGGCAACACUACAGGCGCACAUGUUCUUUGAAUCUUGCGGAAUAUACACAACUAUUCGCAAGAUAAACACGUAACAUAUAUUGAUAUAUAUAUACACAUAUAUAUAUUUAUAUAUAUCACAGCCGAUGAGAAAAGUGUUUAUACAGUCGCGGAAAGAUUGUCAUACAGAAUGAGUGAGGAAGUGUCGAAAAUCGUUGAUUCCGACGGCAAUCAUAUGGUGGUGAAAUACGCCAAUGGAUAUCCAUUCCCGUCGUUUGAGAAAUUAAAAGACAAUCUUGACGAGUUCAAAAACUGGACACCGAAACCUCAGGAUGUCUUCCUUUUUGCCUAUCCGUCAUCUGGAACGCAUUGGUUGUGGGAAGUAACCUGUAUGCUGAUUGAGGGCAAAGCAGAACGAUUGCAACUAGAAAAAGAACAUUACAUGAUUGAAAACAGCAGCUCGAAAACAUUGGACAACUUGAAAGAGCCGCGUGUAUUAAAUGCACACGUUUAUAUCGAGCAAGUUCCUGAAUGCCUUCUUGAAAAUAAUAAAAUAAUCUUGAUUUCCCGCAACCCCAAAGAUACUGCUGUCUCCUGGUAUAACCACAAUGUUGCUGACCUGGAAACGGAUUACACUGGAAAGUUUCCUGCCUUUUACGAAUUGUUUAGAGUUGGAAACGUUCCUAAUGGCGACUGGUUCAACUACAAUAAAACCUGGUGGGAAUGGUCUAAAGGAAGAUCAAAUGUUCUCUGGGUGACAUAUGAAGACGCGAAAUCGGACUUGAAAUCAGUGACUAAGCAAAUAGCAAAGUUCCUUGAAAUUCCAGCUUCCGAUGAAUUGUGCCAGGCCAUUGCUCAAGAAUGUACCUUUAAAAAGAUGAAAGCGGAGAAGCACAACUUGCUACCUUUCGAGUUACGUGGUGACAUGUCGUUUUAUAGAAAAGGUCAAGUCGGAGAUUGGAAAAACUGGUUCACUGUAGCUCAGAACGAAGAUUUUGACCAGAUAUGGGACGAAAAAAUGAAAGACUGUGAUCUCCCAGUCCAAUUCACAAUUUAAAAGAUGAAAUUUAAAGAUAUUGUAGAACGACUGACAUAUAUUUUAAUUACCAUUACUCUAAUUGUGGAGGUAUUGUUUGAACUAUAGCAUUUGGAUAUGGUAUAUAUAUAUAUUAAUGUGAUCCUAUGUAUAGGUGACAACAGUCAAAACAAAAAAUUUUUCCCAAGUAUUUAACAUGAUAAGAAUUAUCUAAAAAUGCGAUUACAAAAGUAAGGAUUAUAAUUUUGAGACAGUUGCAAUAGUAAUAAGGAUAAUGAUAAUAAAGAUUUGUAAUAAUAGCAGCAGCAGAAGCAACAACAACAACUACUACUACUACUACUACAACAAGAAUAAUAAGCUUUUAUGGGCCACAAGGAAAUUAUUUAAUAUUAAACUUGUUAUACAAUAUUAAACUUUAUAAUACAAACGCAGUUACAAAAUGUGAAGGGAUAUACAUGCAAACAAACGAACAAACACAUAGAUAGAUAGUUGCAUGCACACAUACAUACAUACAUACAUACAUACAUACAUACAUACAUACAUACCCACAUACAUACAUACAUACAUACAUACAUACAUACAUACAUACAUACAUACAUACAUACAGGGUAGGGUGAAAGUAAUACAAUAUAUUAAGAGAUGUCAAGAUUUCUUUUAGCAAAAUUGUACAAAUAAAUACAAAUGAGAGCAAAGCGUACACACACAGAGACACACGAGGAAAAAGUUUCCACCUAGUUAGAAUUAGAUUGCAUGACUCCAGACACUUUCUGGAAACUGGGUUCUCCAAAAUUAUCCCCGAGCAUUUUCGGUCUAAACCAAAACGUGAAGAGACCCACAGCUUGGCCUUUAGGAGCUGCACUACUAGUCUUGUUAUCAACAUUGUGGUUUUCGGGAUUCAAUGUGACCUGCAUGUUUAUGAAGGCCAUACUGACGCACAUGUUGACUCGUAUUACUUUCGUGCUUGCCCUGUACUGUAGCGCAAAGAUGACAAAAUGCCAUAUGUCAACGUCUCUACAAAUGUAAUUGACUGUGAUUCUUGUAUAACUUCUUCCCAUUUAUUGCUGUGCGACCCUUUGGACAUGUGUGAAGCGAGCCAUCUUCUUUUGUUUCUGCCUUCAUUCUCAGUAUUAUGGAACUAGCAUACACUUCCAUACGCUAUAGUCUGGCCGAUGGAGUACAUCUUGCUACACAUCAUUCCGGUUCUCUUUUCACUGUUUCUUUGAAGGUAUAUGGAAGCCCAUCCAUUUUUCGAAAAAUGGGAGUGUGCUACUUUCUUCUUCGGGCAAGGAAGCACUAGCAUUUGUAACACACCUCGCCCAAAUUGGCAUUUUUCUGGAGCUGAUCUGUGACACACGUUUCUCAAACAGGCAAAACAUGUGAUGCUGUUGUUAUUGUCGUUGUAAAUGUUUAUGCUUCCGUCACUUAUGUUUGUAAAUGUAGGAAUGUCUGUGUUUAAAAACAUAGAUACCUGAGCAAUUGCCAUAUUUUAAAAUCCGAUUUCUUCUUACAAAAUUGUCAACAUAUUUUUCAAAAUUUCGCUGAGGUUUAUUUGCCACUAUAUCAAUCGUUGUUACCGUAUCCUUCUCUUCCCCCCAGGGCUGGGCACAUUGCGCCAUAUUUUGUUCUCUCCAAGAUAAUGUAGUUGAUGCUCAAACAUCUUAAAGCCUUUCUCCUGGGAAAAAAAUAGGAAAAGAAAUAAUUAAAUAUACUUACUUUUUCAUCUGAAGCCUGUAAUAUAUGUCC
Octopus sinensis (East Asian common octopus) is the source of this 3124-nucleotide messenger RNA. RefSeq names its product sulfotransferase family cytosolic 1B member 1. The record is from RefSeq and is a predicted model, not a curated record. Gene Ontology annotation, biological process: sulfation. The coding region runs from base 536 to 1402 and encodes 288 amino acids. NCBI's taxonomy places the organism in Eukaryota, Metazoa, Mollusca, Cephalopoda, Octopoda, Octopodidae. Gene Ontology annotation, cellular component: cytoplasm. The transcript has 5 exons. Gene Ontology annotation, molecular function: sulfotransferase activity.